ACUCGGUGGAUAACCACUGAACUUAGACACUCUAUACGAUAUUGGAACGCGCGCAAUAGGAGUGGGGGCAGUGAGAAAGAGAUAGUUGUGGUUGGGGUAUGUCCGCUUGUGUCACACGCAUAUCUACUUUCUGAACCACAAACAUCGGUCGGUAAUAUGUAUCUCAAUGAAAUUUAGUGAUCACAGGAAUAGAUUGUAGAUUUCAAUAUACUCGUGUACGUAUACUCCAAAUAGAUUUUCGGUAAUAAUUUACAAGUGGGGUCCACGCUAUUUUUAGCCAUGAAAAAUCGAAAAAUUAACAUUGUAUUAUAUCGUGUUGUGAAGCAAUCUCGUAUCGCUUUCUCAGUAAAUGUGGCAAUCAAUUUUUUCGAAUUAAACUAGAGUUCAGUUUUACGUGAGUGUUAAACGCCAUUUUCUGCUCUGACAGUCAAUGUUUUUAUGCAAGAUAGUCCGUAUAUAUUAGACAAGUGCGUCCGACUCCAACUACAACUAUCUCCCUCUCACCGGAGGUCGCUAGACGUAACAUAGGCUCGCGCGCGUUUUAGUAUGGUCAUUGACUGAACGGUAUGGUAUAGAGUUCGGUGUGGGUAACUGACAAAAUAGUUUGAUUGGAUUUUGCGCAGUUUUUGCGGUUUAACUUUCCAUUUCUGAUUCCCCAGGACAAAAAUAAAAAUUUUGCCUAGUUUGCCACUUGUCGCGAAUAGUAUUCAAACAGUAUUCGUAUCUCUUUCAUGGCACACCCAACAUUUGAAGAAUAGAUUGUCAAAUCUCCUAACCAUCAAAACCAGAACUCGUGUGACUCUGCACCACUCCACAGAAUUUUUUUGUUUAGCAUAAGUAGUAAAAGCAUCCCGUGGCUACGAAUAUAGUAUAAUAAUGGUCGAUUACAGCAAGUGGAAAAAUAUCGAGAUAUCAGACGACGAGGAUGACACCCAUCCGAACAUUGAUACUCCGUCACUGUUCAGAUGGCGGCAUCAAGCCAGAAUCGAAAGAAUGGAAGAGCAUAAAAAGGAGCAGGCUAGGCAUCAAAGAGAAAAGGAGGAAAUUGCGAGGAAACUAAAAGAAGCCAAGGAGAAGCUUGCCAAAGCUGGUGAGCAAGACUCUGAAGAGGUUGUGGCUGUUCGAAAGUCCUUGGAAGAACUGGAGGUCAAGGAGUCCGAGAUGAGGAGCAAGGAAGAGGAAUUAAAAAAAAAAGAAAAACUUCAGCCAUGGAAUGUUGACACCAUAGCUCGUCCGGGCUUCACCAAAACUGUGAUAAAUAAAAAGGAGCCAAGAAAGACUGACGAUUCCGAUUUGCCAGAUGAGGAGAAGGAAAACAUUUUCAAGCAGUUUGUCAAGACCAAUGAAAAGUUAAUAAAAAAAUUUGGCAUGCUGCAAAAAUAUGACGAUAGUAAGAAAUUCCUUCAAGAGCAUCUACACUUGGUCUGCGAAAACACGGCCCACUACUUGGUUAUCUGGUGCAUUGAUUUGGAGAUGGAGGAGAAAAGCGAUCUUAUGGAACAUGUAGCCCACCAGUGCAUUUGCAUGCAGUACAUCAUAGAGCUCUCUAAGCAGCUUGAUGUAGAUCCUCGAGGUUGCGUCGGCUCAUUCUUCAGUCGUAUCCAAGUCGCCGAGGUCGAGUAUAAAAAGUCCUUUGAUGAUGAGCUGUCGUCCUUUAAAGAUCGAAUUCGGAAACGAGCGGCAGAGAAAAUAGCCAAAGCAAUUCGAGAGUCUGAGGAAGAAGAGAGAAAAGCUCGACUAGGUCCUGGCGGACUUGAUCCUGAUGAGGUCUUUCAGGAGCUUCCUCCGGCACUCCAGACCUGCUUUGAAAAACGAGACAUACCGCUGCUUGAACAGACAAUGGCGACAAUGGAUCCAGAUCAGGCUAGAUAUUACAUGAAACGAUGCAUUGACAGUGGACUUUGGGUACCUGAUGCCAGGAGUGCCAAAAAUCAGCAAGAGCCAGCAGACGAACUAACGCUUGCAGAAACAGAAACAGAGUCCGAAGCUGAUACCGAGGUUAACGAGUCUCCGGACCCCAAAUAAUAUCGAGCGGUCAUGCUCACAGAAUAAUUCUCAUGCAUUUCUUAUAUCCCUUCUCCUCUCGUUAGUCACAUACCAGACACUUUUAUUUUCAGUCGCAGACUUCCCUCUUUAAUUUUAUAUACCGAGACAAUUUGUGGAAAUUGGCUACUAUGUACUCCUGACUACCACUAACUUAACGUAUGCGGCGAAUGCAGUAGCCAAUUUGCACGUAUUGUCCUUAAAUCUAUAUAGAGAAGGAGAAAAGAGAGUGAGAGACACAGAAAAACAAAGAUUUUCCUGUAGGACCAGACAAGACCUCGGCGAUAUUUCCCAUACUUAUCUUGAUCCUUUCGUAUUUAGACGUAAUACGAAGAACAUACUACGAACAAGGCACAAUCUUCUUGCAAUCUCCAGUAAUAGGAUCCUGAGGCAGUGAACAGUUAAUUUGAUGAGUUUGUUUGUGCAAAGAGCGAGGGGUAGGCACCAUCAAUAAUGUUACUACAAUCAUAAUGUUCAUCAAUAAAUGUAAAAUUAUAAAUAAAAUAUCAAAUGAGCGGA
This is a messenger RNA of Athalia rosae (coleseed sawfly), 2562 nucleotides long. RefSeq names its product hsp90 co-chaperone Cdc37 (gene Cdc37). The record is from RefSeq and is a predicted model, not a curated record. The coding region runs from base 877 to 2025 and encodes 382 amino acids. Gene Ontology annotation, molecular function: protein kinase binding; heat shock protein binding; protein-folding chaperone binding. Lineage: Eukaryota; Metazoa; Arthropoda; Insecta; Hymenoptera; Athaliidae. The transcript has 5 exons. Gene Ontology annotation, cellular component: cytoplasm. Gene Ontology annotation, biological process: protein stabilization; protein folding.